GCAGUCAUAUGCGAGAGGUUUGAGUUAUUCUAGCGUCGCAACCGGAGGUAAGGAUUGGCUGGACGUGGGCUGUCAAGAGGCAACCGCGAACAGAACGGCAAAAAUAUACAUAGUAUAUGUAGAUAUGUAUAUAUAUAUUUAGUUGCAUUGUUGUGCGGUAGCCAGCCUGCUGCAUUUCUGAGACAUACCUGUCAGAGGAGACGUUCAUUACGGAGGGAGAGCGGCCAAUUUUCAUGACAAUGACUCUCGAAGAUGAGCUAACAUCAGCAGCAGCCAUGGGGGACGCCAAGCGCGUGGAAUACCUCCUCCAAACAGGAGCAGAUGUCAACGGUGUCAACUGCUUUGGACGAACGGCGCUGCAGGUCAUGAUGAUGGGAAGUGCAUCAGUCGCCCGGCUGUUGCUUGCCCGAGGAGCGGAUCCCAACGUAACGGACAUGCGGACCGGGACCACGCCGCUCCACGACGCAGCCAGGGCCGGCUUUGUGGACACGGUGCAGAUACUGGUGCACUCCCUGGCCGACCCAAACGCCCGGGACAACACAGACUGUCGGCCCGUCGAUUUGGCCAGACAGUGCGGCCACAGCGACGUGGCCACUUUUUUGGAGUCUUUGUAAAUACGACGGGGACUUUUUUCCUUUUUUUUCCCUUCUUCUUCUUCUUUCCUAACCCUAUCUUCUGGUUUCAGGGAACGUCUGCGGCGAUGGGAGUCAGGUCAUUCACUGGCCUCUAACCUAAAUCAUGCAUCGACUCCCCUUGGACUGUUUUGAAAAAAUAUUUAUCGUUUUCGAAUGUGUGAUCAAAAAAGACUGCUUUUUAAUUCAGUGACGGUUAUGGGUACGUUGGUACGACUGUAACUGUGUGUUCUCCGGAGUUGCGAUGGCUAGCAAUUAGCCUGACAGGCCCGUGUAGCUCCUAUAGAUAUAUUUUUGAUGAAACACUUUGCCAUAUUCGGCUUUUCAUGAGGCAAAAGACUGUAAAUAUCCAUCACAUAACGAAGAGUAAAUGCAUGCUUGAGCAUUCAUGCCCGGUCGCCAGUGCUAAUAAGGGCUAAACGACUGGGAGUCACAUUUUUUCGUGUACAAAUUCCAACUAUUUAAAAAUUAGAUCUACUUUUGCACUUUAUUAAAACGUU
This is a messenger RNA of Lampris incognitus (smalleye Pacific opah), 1132 nucleotides long. RefSeq names its product cyclin-dependent kinase inhibitor 2A/B (p15, inhibits CDK4) (gene cdkn2). NCBI's taxonomy places the organism in Eukaryota, Metazoa, Chordata, Actinopteri, Lampriformes, Lampridae. The transcript is spliced from 2 exons. Gene Ontology annotation, biological process: negative regulation of cell population proliferation; regulation of cyclin-dependent protein serine/threonine kinase activity. Gene Ontology annotation, molecular function: protein kinase binding; cyclin-dependent protein serine/threonine kinase inhibitor activity. Gene Ontology annotation, cellular component: nucleus. The record is from RefSeq and is a predicted model, not a curated record. Bases 234 to 614 code for a protein of 126 amino acids.